UGAACGACAUCCACAUCAAUUUUUAGGCAAUGCCAAAAACAAUUUCUACGGUAAUGACGGCUAUGCAACCACAAUUAUACCAAAGCUUUAAUCUACUGUAUACCUGGUUGCCUGGGAGACGACGUCAAAUAUGUAAAUAUAAAUAACCACUUGUUUGCAGCUAGCAGCCCGACGAGUCACCCAACCGAACAAAAACAACGCCCAUCAACCUACACAGCAGGUGAACCAUCCAUUCUUCUCCCACCCAUAAUAGACCUAUCCAACCCCGUACGAUUGUAUACCUGCGUUUGUUACGUUAUAUUUUAAAAACCACUAUAAAUAAAUCCUUUGUGAACAUGUCUCUGUGAUACCUGAAGGCUUUUUACAACAGAAAUGUAUAAUUUGGGUGCGUUUAUCCUGUGUUUGCUGACCGUGGGUGUGACUGGCCAGUACGAAUGGCAACCCUUGGACAAUUUCGACCUGGUGUCCAGAGCAAUGCAACUGGUCAACAAGGAUAACUGCGAGAUUCAACAUGUAAACGAACUGUACCUGCCUGAAGACUCUGUAUCCCACUUGCCGGAUAUCAAGGAUGUAAACAUCAAUCCAGUGUUCCCAAAUAGGACUCAGCUGUUGCACAUGCAUAACAUGGCACUGAACAGAGCCUUCUUUUGGUCAUACAUACUCCAAAGCAGGUUCAUACGACCUGCUAUUAAUGAUACUUAUGAUCCUGGUAUGAUGUACUACUUUCUGUCUACUGUUGCUGAUGUCUCCACCAACAAGCAUAUCAAUGCUAGUGCUAUCUAUUUUGCGCCUAACAUGUCCUAUUCUAGCUCGUACAGAGGAUUCUUCAACAAGACAUUUCCUAGGUUUGCACCUCGUACAUUCAGAGCAGAUGAUUUCAAUGACCCCAUACAUUUAGAAAGAAUCUCCACACUAAAUACAUUCACAGUCAAUGACUUGGGUGCUAUUCAUCCUGACACAAGUGGUGAUUAUACAUCAGAUUAUUAUAGGAUAAAUGAGUGGUAUAAGUCAUGGUUGCCAGACUUAGUAGCUGGAAGACAUGAUACCAAGACAACAUAUCAGGUUGAGAUACGAUAUGCCAACAAUACAAACGAAACAUUUACAUUCCACGGCCCACCAGGAGCCGAUGAACACCCGGGGCCAGUCAAAUUCACCAGACCAUAUUUUGACUGCGGGCGGUCAAACAGAUGGCUUGUGGCUGCUGUUGUACCUAUUGCAGACAUUUAUCCCCGGCAUACAGGGUUCAGGCAUAUCGAAUAUCCAACCUACACCGCGGCUGCUGUUGUUGAAAUGGACUAUGAACGUAUAGACAUCAAUCAGUGUCCUCCAGGAAUGGGUAACAACGGCCCUAACAUAUUCGCCGAUACAGCAAAAUGUAAAAAGGAAACGACUGAGUGUGAACCAAUUCAUGGGUGGGGAUUCAGAAGAGGGGGAUACCAAUGCAGAUGUAGACCAGGAAAUAGAUUACCUUUACAAACAAGAAGACCAUUUUUGGGAGAAAUUGUGGAGAGAGCCACUGCUGAACAGUAUUAUAAUGGAUUUGACUGUCUGAAAAUUGGAUGGAUACAAAAAUUGCCUGUGAAAUGGGAGAAGGCUGAUUGGUACACUAGAGAAUAUUAUCUCGACAAAUACAAAGAGUAUCGUAAUGAAACUACUGGACCAAGUACCUUCUAUUCUCGUAAAUUAAAUAUACAUCGUGCCUUAGAUUUCAUUUUGGGAAUGAAUAAGGACAACUGCAAAAACUAUAGACCUGAGGAGCUCCUUUUACAUGGUGGUUCCAUGUACGGCGCCGAGGAAUUCUUUGAAAAUGAAGCCAAAAUGGCGCUAAGAUUGGCCAAUUUCAUAAGUGCCUUCUUGCAAGUGUCUGACCCUAAAGAGGUGUUUUCAGGGAAGAGAGUUGCAGACAAACCAUUGACCGAGGACCAGAUGUUUGGUGAAACACUAGCUUUAGUUUUAGGUAAUAGCCGGAUUUGGUCGGCGGGAAUGUAUUGGGAGAGAAAUAAAUUUACGAACCGUACACUAUUCGCACCAUUUGCUUAUAAAAAGAUACUGAACACCAGAAAAUUCUUCUUGGAAGAUUUGGCAAGACUGAACAAAUCUGAAGAAGUUUACCUAAAUAAAAACUGGUUUAAAUUCUUGAAAUACAGAUGGGCCUCGAACUUUGACAGUCUAGAAAAGUUCUGGAUGAAAAUUAGAAUUCGUUUCAAUGAGACGGGUGAAACUACCAAGAAGUAUGAAAGAUAUCCCAACUACUACAUGGGCGCCAGAAUAGAACACGGACAUUGGACAGCGCCAUAUUUUGACUGCCACGGCAAAGUUCCGAUGUGGAAAGUCAAAUAUGUAGCGCCUUUCUUCGGAUGGGACAGCCUCAAAGUCAAACUCGAGUUUAAAGGAGUGAUUGCAGUUACCAUGGACCUAAUGAAACUAGACAUAAACCAGUGUCCAGAAGAUUAUUACGUCACAAACGCCUUCAAAGGAACACACAAAUGUGACGAGAAAACAUCUUAUUGUGUACCAAUCUUAGGAAGAGGCUACGAGGUAGGAGGCUACAAGUGCGAGUGUAAGCAAGGCUUUGAAUAUCCAUUUGAAGACCCAAUUACCUACUAUGAUGGUCAACUGGUAGAAGCAGAAUUCAGCAAUCUGGUCGAUAACAACGAAACCCGUUUUGACAUGUUUAAAUGCAGAUUAGCUGGAGCCAGUAGCAUACAGGCCAGUUUAAUCACAGUGUUGCUGUUGGUUAUGGUUUGUUUUGGAGUGUAUGGUCACAGGUAGAUCUCACUUAUGUAAUAGUUGUCCAGGAAAAUUAGCAAAAUUAUCUCCGCAAUAAGUAGUAGAAAGGUGGAAUCGUGUAUGUUUGACUGAAACGUCGAAAAGCCAUUUGUCAUCUUUCUCAACGAGUUUAGAAUCUCUUUUCACUUUUGUCUUAAUCUGGAAUGUCAAGACAUCUGAGGAAUUAGUAAUUGCUUUUAUAUUUUUGCAUCCCUGAUUCCUUGUAUCAUUUACCUUUUGCAACAUACGUUUCAAAGUUGUAUUUGCAAAAUAUUAGUCAUCUUUCAUCUACUACUUGUUGAUCUCGAAGUAAUUGAAAACUCAAUUUCCCGGAUUUUGGCAUAUUGUCGUGUAAGGAAGUGACGCAAAGUCUCUCUUGGAUAUUAAUCUGCAUUAAACACUUGAUAGAUCUGACUUUGAAGGGCCUUGUAUGGAAUAUAGUGCCUUGAAAGAGUUUUAUUUUGAUAUUUUUACCGUCCAGACAUGUACUUUAUAUUGCUAUACAUAUAUUUUGGUUUUGUUGCAUUUUGUUACUAAAACUUCGACUUUAAAAGUUAUUUUUAUUAGUAUUUUAGAUAUACAAUCGUACUGUAUGACAAAGAUGCAAUGAUACCUAUAUGUACAAAUGAAAUGUAUAUAAAUAUGUUGUUUGUUUUGUGAAUUAGGAUCUGAUUAAAAGUAAGCGUAGAAUAGAUAAAUACUUCUACAGGAUAUAUUAUUCAAAAAGCAAGAUAUCAAAAUGUUAAAAAGAACUAUAUUAAAGAAAUAUAUUUACCUGAAAACUGAACUUGAUAGGUAUUUGUACCAAAUUUUGUACUGUGUGCAUCUUAUAAAUCAAAUGUAUUUAUCUUUAGAAUCCAUAGAAUAAAUAAAUUUCUCUUUUAUUUACUGAUUUUAUUGUUAUAAGACAUGAAUCAGUAUUUUGGUAAUGGCACAAAAAUAGUCUUCUGUUCUAUAAUAUUAUUAUAACUUUCCGUCCAUAUAUAGAAUUGUCC
Messenger RNA from Acanthoscelides obtectus, 3764 nucleotides. The record is from the annotation of a GenBank genome assembly. NCBI's taxonomy places the organism in Eukaryota, Metazoa, Arthropoda, Insecta, Coleoptera, Chrysomelidae.